AUGAACGAUCAGGAAGAUAACGCCGAAAGCGAGAUUCUUCGGCGUCAGAUACAGACCUCACACUUCGAAGCUUCGCCAUUUGAGGUGUUCCGGUACUAUACUGCCAUCGAUUUCACCAUUGUUAGCAUAAGUGCAUUCGCCGCCUUGCUUGCUGGAUCUACGCGUAUCUUACCAAGUAUUGUGUUCAGUCAACUUGCCGAUACAUUUUCUCAAAUUGAAAAUGGCACAUUCGAGGAAAAGUCGGCAAGCAAAACGAUUCAAGUCAAGGCACUGUACUUCGUUUACAUCGCAAUUGGCGCUUUUGUUUGUCAAUUUCUCUCCCGGUUUGGAUUCAUCUUCACCGGCGAGCGGGUUACCCAUCGAAUCCAGAAUGCUUAUCUGGAGUCAGUCUUGCGGCAGAAUAUGGCAUUCUUUGAUGACAGGGGCUCGGGAGAGCUCGCCAUGCAGCUAACAGCUGAUACCGAGAAGAUGCAACAGGCACUCUCCGAGAAGUUGGCGAUGAUGAUUAGCGCUCUUGGGACACUCGCUGCCACUUUGAUUCUCAGCUUCGUCUUGUACUGGAAGUUGACACUGAUCCUCCUCUGGUCACUCGUCUUCGGCGCGCUCAUCUACUUUGCCGGUAAAAGAGUGGGGAAGAAAUUCACUGCAGACGGACGCAGUGCGGAAUCCGCUGGAAAUUCCAUGGCCGAAGAAGCAAUUAGCGCCAUUCGAACAACCGCUUCCCUCGGGCUCGAAGACUUGAUCUCGGAGCGAUUCCACAAAUACCUGGACCUCAUGUCCAAGAAUGGACUAUUCAUGAAAAGCUUUACGGGCCUGCUCCUUGGCUGUGCCGUUGGUGCUGGAUACAUUAAUUUUGCAUUGGCUUUCUGGCAAGGCACUCGAUUUUUUGUCUCAAAGGAAGCGUCCUUUAUAGAUGUUGUGACUAUCGCCCUGGCCACCAAAACGGCAACUUUCUCCAUUUUAGGGGUCAGUGGGAAUGUGGACGCGUUCGUAUCCGCCAUUGCUGUAUCCCGCCAGCUUUUCUCUGUUAUUCAUCGCACAUCGCCUAUUGACUCCGCUUCGGCCACUGGUCUCACUCUUGACAAUGUAAAGGGUGAAAUAGAGUUUCGGAACGUCAAGCACAUUUACCCUGCUCGUCCUGAAAAGGCUAUAUUCAACGACUUGAACAUCCGUAUCGAGGCCGGGCAAACUGUUGGCAUCGUCGGUCUUUCUGGCUCUGGAAAGAGCACCAUAGUCCAUCUUUUGGAAAGAUUCUAUGAAAUAGCACAAGGUUGGAUUUUGCUUGACGGGCAGGACAUCAAGUCGCUGAACGUAGCAUGGUUACGAAGUCAGAUAUGUCUUGUUGAUCAGGAGCCUUUCCUGUUUGAUGGCUCUAUCAAGAACAACAUCCUAGAUGGUCUGCCUAGGACCACUCUACAGCAGAUAAGCAACGAGGAUAAGAAUGAUCUGGUUGAGACUGCGGCAAAAGCUGCUUGUGCUCACGAUUUUAUCAUGAGGCUUCCACUGGGCUACGACAACUGGGUGGGAACGAAUGGUUUGAGUCUUUCCGGAGGGCAGAAACAAAGAAUUGCAAUUGCGCGCGCUUUGAUUUCUACGGCGAAAAUUUUGAUUUUGGACGAGGCAACGGCGGCGUUGGAUACAGAGACUGAACGAAGUAUCCAGCAGGAGCUGAAGAAGCAAAAAAUCAACCGCUCACAGCACCGCACGACUCUUAUCAUCACUCAUCGGCUCUCCACUGUCGAAGAAGUGGACAAUAUCCUCGUUUUCAUGGAAGGCAAAGUCAUUGAGCAGGGUACCCAUUCAUCUCUGAUGACCGCUAAGGGCUCAUACUACCAUCUGGUUGAAAUGCAAAAGUCUGAAAGCGCUUCUGCGAGCCCAAAAGAAAAACAGAUUGCUUGGACUGAGAAGGAGAGUGAUAAUAUCGAGGACAGAUCAACUAAGAUUUUGGAUCAAAAGAUUCAGGAAGAUUCUCCCUCCAAGGAGGGUGAAAAGUCUCUGGAUUCGCGGGUCUCGCGGCUGAGAUUCAUUGCUUCCCUCAGCAGGCGGGAAUUCCCUGUGAUAUUGGGUGGCAUAGUUUCUUCUCUGAUCGCGGGCUGCGAGGAGCCUGUUGCUGCCAUUCUAUUUGGUGAAUGCGUGGAAAUUCUUUCAAGAGGGAUAAAGACAGGAGAUGAUGACACGCAAUCGAAGGUCAACUUCUGGUCCUUGAUGUUCCUUGUUUUGGCUCUGGUUCAAUGCUUUGCAUUUUGCCUACAAGGGGCCGCAUUUGCAUACUGUUCCGAGAAACUUUUACACACUGCUCGAUAUCGAGUUCUCCGUGCCAUCCUCAAGCAGAAUAUUGCGUUCUUCGACAGCAAAGAUCAUUCUGCGGGCAGCUUGAUCUCAUUCCUUGCGACCGAGACCACCCACCUGGCCGGAAUCAGCGGGGCCACAUUCGGAACGGUCUUAAUAUCUCUGUCCACACUCGUUGCUGCUUUGAUUGUGAGUUGCAUAUACGGCUGGAAACUCGCCCUGGUUUGUGCAUCUUUGGUUCCAGUCAUUUUUGCCGGUGGCUUCUACGGAGUCAGAAUCGCGGGGAGUCAUCAGGCGAAGACUGCACAUCUCUUUAGCUCUGCGUCAAGCUUUGCGAACAACAGCUUGUCCGGAAUACGCACAGUUACAGCCCUCAAUCGACAGAAGCAAAUUCUUUCCACAUUUGGUACCUACCACCGCGAUGCACAAGAGAAAAGCCUUGGAAUGAACACAACCACCUCCCUCUUCUUUGCCUUGUCGCAAUCUGUACUGUACUGUUGCAUGGCCCUCGGGUGCUGGUAUGGAGGAACGUUGAUCACAUCACGAGAUUACACUCUUUUCCAGUUCACAGUGGUCUAUUCCACUGUUCUUUUAAGUUCUCUUUCCGCCGGCAUCGUCUUCUCAUACGCCCCUGACUUUGGACGGGCUUUUCAAGCAGCCUCCAAGUUGCAGGAUUUACUUGAAAAACAAUCUACAAUCGACUACACUUCAAAUGAUGGGUUGCGCUUGGUUGAUCCUCGCGGUGAGAUUGAGUUUCAGAAUGUCUCUUUUUCCUAUCCGAGCUCGCCCGAAAAAGAGAUUCUUUCGAACUUCUCGUUAAAGAUUCCCUCACAACAGCAUAUCGCCUUUGUUGGUGAAACUGGCUGCGGAAAGACGACAAUUUUUUCAUUGCUGGAGCGUUUCUACGACACUGAUUCUGGGCAAAUUUUGAUUGAUGGAGUUCCAAUAAAGGACUUGAAUGUCCGAGACUACAGAAGAUUAAUAGGCUUGGUCACCCAGGAACCGGUCUUGUUCAGCGGCACCAUACAAGAAAACUUACUAUGUGGUCAGGAUGACGUUCCGGAUGGGGUGCUUGAGAAAGUUUGUCGAGAGGCCAAUAUCUACGACUUCAUUCAAUCAUUACCUUCGGGCUUCUCCACGGUCGUCGGUACGCGCGGGGUGAUGCUCAGUGGUGGCCAAAAGCAGCGUUUGGCCCUUGCACGAGCCUUGAUUCGCAACCCAAGAAUUCUCUUGCUUGAUGAAGCUACGUCGGCCGUUGAUGCCCAGUCCGAAAUGCUUAUCAAGAACGCCAUUGAUGUAGCCGUUGCGGGACGAACUACGAUCACCAUCACGCACCGCCUGUCGACCAUCAGGAAUGCCGACAAGAUCUGCGUGCUCGAGCGUGGAAAGAUCAUUGAAGCCGGCACUCACGUUGAAUUGAUCGAAAAGAGAGGCCGGUAUUGGAAAUUUCAUGAAAAUACAAACUAAGUCGCCGGCCAUCAUGGCGGUGGCAUAGAGCAGCGCCAGAAGGAAAGUGCCACAAGAGGGCAAUUACUACAGCCUUAACAAUACAAAAUUCAGGAGGAAUGCAUGGAGGUAAUUGUUUCGAAAUUAAAAGGAGACAUAUCCCUCGCAUUGCAAUGAACUAGGAUUGAGUGUGGACGUUUAUAGAGAUACCUACGGUUUUGAAAGAAUCAAUGAACGAUCAAGAUAUGAAA
Penicillium subrubescens is the source of this 3986-nucleotide messenger RNA. RefSeq names its product ABC transporter ATP-binding protein. The transcript is spliced from 3 exons. The coding region runs from base 1 to 3756 and encodes 1251 amino acids. The record is from RefSeq and is a predicted model, not a curated record. Gene Ontology annotation, cellular component: membrane. Gene Ontology annotation, molecular function: ATP hydrolysis activity; ABC-type transporter activity; ATP binding. Gene Ontology annotation, biological process: transmembrane transport. Lineage: Eukaryota; Fungi; Ascomycota; Eurotiomycetes; Eurotiales; Aspergillaceae.